Messenger RNA from Podarcis raffonei (Aeolian wall lizard), 828 nucleotides. RefSeq names its product phospholipase A2 inhibitor and Ly6/PLAUR domain-containing protein-like. The transcript has 5 exons. The record is from RefSeq and is a predicted model, not a curated record. Lineage: Eukaryota; Metazoa; Chordata; Lepidosauria; Squamata; Lacertidae. The coding region runs from base 1 to 828 and encodes 275 amino acids.
AUGAGGAUCUUGUUCUGUGUCCAAGAGCAGUGGAAAGAGAAGAAGGAAAUAGGCAAAAAGCUGUCUUUUAAACACAAGGUGAACAUGCUGGAUCAGGGCAAUCACCCAUCUAGUUCAGCAUCCCAACUGAUCCCUGUGGAAAGCCUGCAAGCUGGACAAGACUGCAACAAUAUUCUGUUCAUCAGCAAUUCCCAGCACCCAUUAUUUAGAAGCAGAACUUCUUUUGACAGUGGAAGUAAGCCUCUACCUGCAUCAAUUCCCUUGUUGAUCCACCUCUGCUCUGAGUCUCCUAAUCUUUCUAGAAUGAUGGAGGCACUCCUGAGCGCAUGUCUCCUCUUGGCCAUGAUUUCUCCAGGGAAAUCCCAAGUGCAACUUUCAAAUAGAUGCUCGUCAUCCCGCUAUUGCUUCUCAGGUGAUUACAGCUUCACUGCAGGGAAUGGUAAAUUCUUUCAGACAAAGAAGCACUGCUGCAACACUGAACUGUGCAACAAUGCAACUCUCAGCCUUCCUGAUCGCAACAUGCUGACUGAAAAUGGUCUGCAGUGCCCAUCCUGCUUCUCCAAAGGAGAGGAAAAGUGUGAAAGUGAGAAGACCAUCAACUGUCUUGAGAAUGAGACCCAGUGUGUUGAUUUUCAAGGAGUUCUUAAUAUAGCUCUCUUUCUGCAGCACCAUGAUUUCACUUUCCAAGGUUGUGGAACAACAGAUUUUUGUGCCAUCCAGAGAAAUGAAAGAAGAAUAAUCAGAAUUGGGAGCUUUGUCCUUCUUGUUAAGCAAAUAAACUGUUAUAAUGCUUUACGAAUCUCACACCAGCUUGAACAUGAAGGGUGA